This is a messenger RNA of Sphenostylis stenocarpa, 861 nucleotides long. NCBI's taxonomy places the organism in Eukaryota, Viridiplantae, Streptophyta, Magnoliopsida, Fabales, Fabaceae. The record is from the annotation of a GenBank genome assembly.
AUGCCUUCUAUUUCUUUCCCAAUUAACGCCCCACACUUCCACAAUUUCGUUUCUUCUAAAUGUCCAAGGACCGCGGCUUCUCUCCCCAGGACUAUUGGUUAUGGUUUCUUGAAACUCAAGAAAGAGAAAGAAGUUUCGGUGCAACUUUCGAGCCUAACGUCACCUGUCUCUAGAGUGGAAACCUUCUGCAAUCUCCACUUUGGGCGCUGGCAACCUUCGCCUCAAGAAUUGGGUCCACACAAUAGCUUUGAGUUUGGCAAUUUUGUGGUAAGAGAGUCCCUUCUGGAAGAAGAGUAUUGGACAGCAGCGUGGCUAAGGGCAGAAUAUGAAGGGGAAAAGAGAAAAGAACAAUUUAGUUAUUAUAGGAAGAGGGAAUUUGCUUAUAAGGAAUUUUAUAAGAUAAAAAAGAGGUGCAAGGAGCCACAACAAGGUCAGAGUUCCACAUGCAUCAUCACGGUGAAGAAGCAGCACAAGGAUGUAAAACGCUUGGUAGUAAGAAGUGUUGUAGGAACCCUUGAUUUGAAUAUCCGAUAUUUGCUGGUAGGGGAGACCUUUCCUGGGGAACUUGGGAAUCCUCCUCGUUUUUGUAAAGUCAAUCGAACACCAUCAAGCAUUUUUGGUUAUAUUGCAAACUUGUGUGUUGCCAAAUCACUUCGCCGCAAGGGUAUUGCAAGCAACAUGUUGUAUUUUGCUGUGGAAUCUGCAAAAUCCAAUGGUGUGCCACGUCUUUAUGUGCAUGUGGACAGAGACAAUAACCCUGCACUGGUAUUGUACCAAAAGUUUGGGUUUGAGGUAGUUGAUAGGGCAAACCCCUCGUUGAUAAAAAGUAAAACAUACUUGCUAGGGUUGGAUUGUUUCUGA